AUUCCAAUUUUUUUGUAAUGACACAUUUAGGGUAAUGAAGGAAAAUAUAGAAUUUGUAUAAAUAAUUUUAUCAUUUUAGUGGUUGUGAUAUAACCGCAGCAAGCAAGCUUUUCCGUAUCAUGUUUCUGCGUUUUCUAUAUGUAGCUCUUUUACUUCUCUUGUAUCACGGUUGAUUGAGAACGUUGCAUUUGUAUUUUACAUUCCAAGAUAAUUAUUUGCAGAAUUUACAAUAUAGCUUAUCAUGUAACUGCUGUAUUAAUUAACUAUUAUUAGUAAGCAAUUUUUAAAACGAUUAGUUUUCCUAGUAUUAGAGUUGAAAUCGUAAACAUGUUUACGGAUAUUAUUUUCAUAUUUUUAUAUUUAAUUUUAUUUACAAACUAAUAUUAAUAUAUUUUAAAUCUAUUUUAUACAAUAGAAUGAUGAAAUCUUUUUAUUUUUCGCAACAAAAAUUUCAAAACGCAAUGGCAGAAGGAAGUUACAUACAAUCUACGCGCUUGAUAUUAAAGUAUUCGGAAAUAUUACUUAUUAACAGAAUUAUACAGUAAAAUAAUAUUCUCUGUUAAAUAACUUCAUGCAUCUCUAAAUAACGAUUAAAUUACGGUAAUCUUCUAAACAUUAAGAUGAAAACUUUACGUGUCGCUAUUCUGAUAUAAAACAAAUAAUAAGCACAACUUCGUUAUUCAGUUUUAUAAGCAACACAACUGUGGAAUUUUUAUUAAACAGUCGUCCCAAUUUUUGCGACUAUUUUUACAGUUCCCAUCAGUUACGUACACGCGCGGAAAAUAAUUAUUCACUCGAACCGGAUUUUUUUGUCUGAUGUUAUAUGAAAUACCGAAGGUUAAACGUUAAAAUUUAGGAUAUCGUCUGUAUAUUUUACUAUCGAAAAUUUUCUUUGAAAGAUUGAAGUGGAAAGAAUUCCCGGAAUCGAUGACAGAUUUGAACGUAAAUAGUUUGCGUCACGGAGUUGAAAGUGGUGUAACACAGUGAAUUCGAGCCUGCGUUCACGCGUGGUGUACGGCAUGUAUAGAAAAGGCGCACGCCCGAAAGGCUCGAGAGAUCCGAAGCGUCUCGCUCGGCUUUAGUAGCACGUUGCACGAAUGAGGAAUCGAAAAGGAAGGACGGUAAAGUCCAAAAAUAAUUGUUUCCUAACCGAUUUCUGAUCAAUCGAAAUUAAAAAAGAGAUUCGUCCAUCGCGAUUAUAAAAAUUAAUCUUAUCGGAUAAUCCGAAUUGUACGAAGUUUGAAGUGACAGGUGGUUUCUAAGAAAUCGUGCAGUUUCAAAUUAUUAAUAGCAUCGAAUCGAAUUUUAAAAUCUAACUUCGAGGCACUGCUUUCGUAGAAAUAGUGUUUUGACUAGUGAAAUCGUGUUAUCUUGGUCGUUGACCCGACGAAGCCAUGACCGGGAAAAACAUUUCUAAAGACAGCAAAGGUAUCGGGUUACCUGCACGGUACCUGAUGGCAGUAAUGGGUUCUAUUGGGCUGGCUAUUAUUUAUGGGUUCAAGGUAAAUGUAAGCGUGGCGAUAGUAGCUAUGGUAAACCACACAGCUGUAAAGCAGUCUACGCUGCAUGAAAUCAAAUCGGAGAAUGCAACUGCAAUUACAACGAUGGAUGAAUGUCAACACGAUGGUCUGUCUCUUAACACGACGAAAAAUAUCGUCGAGGAUGGUCCCUUUGUAUGGAAUGAACCAUUGCAAGGUCUAAUUUUGUCCUCAUAUUUUUGGGGAUACAUGGUAUCUCUGCUUCCGGGUGGUAGAAUGGCUGAACUAUUGUCCGCGAAAUGGGUAAUGAAUGGAUCUGUACUUCUAAACGUAGUGGCGUCCAUAUUGUCACCUGUUGCUGCACAACUCCACUACUCCCUUUUCAUUGUGAUGAGAUUCAUUCAAGGAAUCGGUGGAGGUGUAACAUUUCCUGCUAUGCACGUUAUGGUUGCUAAAUGGGCUCCACCGAAUGAAAGAAGUGUGCUCGCUUCAAUCGUUUAUGCAGGAACCGCACUUGGCACUGUAAUUUCUAUACUGUUAACGGGAAUAUUAGCCGCAAAUUUCGAGUGGGUGUGGAUAUUCUAUAUAGAAGGGGCACUCUGUUUAAUUUGGUGUACUGCCUGGUGGAUAAUGAUCGAGGACAGCCCGGAAAAACAAACGAGAUUUAUUAGCCAAGAAGAAAAGAACUACAUCAUGGAAUCUUUGGGACAUAUGAAAGAUGAUAAUGAGGAAAAACAGACGUUACUAGUACCAUGGAGGGAAGUAGUCAGAUCGAAACCAUUUAUGGCAAUUUUAAUUGCUCAUUUCUGUAGUAAUUUUGGCUGGUACAUGUUACUCAUUGAAUUGCCUACUUUUAUGAAUCAAAUAUUAAAAUUCGACAUGAGUUCAAACGCUGGACUUUCUUCUAUGCCGUUUUUAUGUAUGUGGCUCUUUACUAUGGUACUUAGCAAAACUUUAGCUAUCAUGCAGGGAAAGAAAUGGAUCACUGUUACGGUAUCAAGAAAAAUCGGAACAUUAUUUUCAUCGUUUGUUCCCAUGAUUUGCCUAAUAGGAGUUUCAUACGUUGGGUGUAAUAGAGCAUUAGCUGUCACAUUAAUGACUAUUGGUGUUACUUGCAUUGGUGGAAUGUACAGUGGAUUUCUAUCAAAUCAUAUUGAUAUUGCACCGAAUUUUGCCGGUACUCUCGUUGCCAUUACAAAUUGCGUUGCUACUAUACCUGGGUUUGUAGUACCAAUAUUUGUUGGAAAGUUGACGCAUGGAAAUCAAACUAUAGGAGCCUGGAGGAUCAUAUUUUUCACAACUGUAGUAUUGUACAUAAUAGAAAUGUUAGUAUAUACUAUUUUUGGAAGCGGUGAAGAACAACCUUGGAAUAAAACUAAACCAACCGAUGAAGAAACAAGUGAUCAAACGUUACCGCUAAAAGAAGAUGUUAAAAAAUAAGUUUUUCUUAGACGCGCAUACUGUUAAUUUGUAUAUAUAAUCAAAUUACAGUAUUAUUUUAUGAACAUUAUAUUUAUGUAUAUAAAAGUUAUUUAAUAAUUAUUGUGUAACGGAUAAA
Molecule: messenger RNA, 3036 nt
Organism: Nomia melanderi (Alkali bee)
Lineage: Eukaryota; Metazoa; Arthropoda; Insecta; Hymenoptera; Halictidae
Gene: MFS3
Product: major facilitator superfamily transporter 3
Biological process (GO): transmembrane transport; monoatomic anion transport
Cellular component (GO): membrane
Molecular function (GO): transmembrane transporter activity
Source: RefSeq, a predicted model, not a curated record